Messenger RNA from Durio zibethinus, 2424 nucleotides. Its product is annotated as laccase-14-like. Gene Ontology annotation, biological process: lignin catabolic process. The record is from RefSeq and is a predicted model, not a curated record. Gene Ontology annotation, molecular function: copper ion binding; hydroquinone:oxygen oxidoreductase activity. Gene Ontology annotation, cellular component: apoplast. NCBI's taxonomy places the organism in Eukaryota, Viridiplantae, Streptophyta, Magnoliopsida, Malvales, Malvaceae.
AAGUUGGUGACCAACACAAGUCGGUGCAGAGUUUUCAUUUGUUUCAGUAAAAUGAAACCAAAGAUGGGAUUAAUCUCUGGGGUUUUAGGGUUUAUUUUCCUUAGUGCUCUGCUUUUCGGCAAGGCUCAUGGUGCUGUCCAUAGCUAUUACUGGGUUGUGAAGGAGACUAAAUUUACAAAGCUCUGUACCACAUCCACCGUUCUUACCGUGAACGACAGUUUUCCAGGGCCAGAGAUUCAUGCUCAGAAAGGUGAUACCGUUUUUGUCACAGUCCAGAAUGACGGGCCAUAUGGUAUCACUAUUCAUUGGCAUGGAGUUAGAAUGCCGAGGAAUCCAUGGUCAGAUGGUCCGGAGUACAUUACACAAUGCCCGAUUAAGUCUGGAGGAAAUUUCACACAGGAGAUCGAUUUGUCUACCGAGGAAGGAACACUCUGGUGGCAUGCCCAUAGUGACUGGUCGCGUGCCACAGUUCAUGGUGCCAUCAAAGUUUCCCCGGCCAACGGAACCAGUUAUCCAUUCGAUGAGCCUGAUGGAGAUCAAACAAUUGUAUUCUCCUCAUGGUACAAAGCAAAUGUGAUGGAUGUAUUAGACGAAUCUAUUUCAACCGGCGAUGAUCCGAAUGUUUCAGAUGCUUACACCAUCAACGGGGAACCAGGGGACUUGUACGACUGCUCUAAUGAAACAAUGUACAGUUUGUUGGUUGAGAAGGGCAAGACUUAUCUUCUCCGCAUUCUCAACUCAAUCCUGAAUGAAGAAAUGUUCUUCGCGAUCGCAAACCACAGCAUGACGGUUGUUGGGUCGGAUGGAGCAUACGUCAAACCCUUUUCUAGUGAUUAUUUGUUCAUCACCCCAGGCCAAACAAUGGACGUUUUGGUUACAGCAAACAAUUCAGCAAGUUACUACUACAUGGUUCUUACUCCUUUUCUUGAUACUGAUUCUUCAUAUGACAACACCACCUCUAGGGCACUUAUCAAAUAUAGUGGAAAUUAUACAACUCCAACCUCAAUUCCUACGCCAACAUUUCCUAAUAUUAGUGACUCAAUAUCUGCACAACUCUUUGUUGUUCGAUUGAAGAGUUUAGCAGAUUCAGCUCACCCUAUAAGUGUCCCCAAAAACAUCACUAGACAAAUCUUCAUGACAGUAUCUGUGAAUCUAUUCGCUUGCCCAAAUUCAACAGGUUGCACAGUUGAUGGCAAUAAUAAGCUGGCAGCAAGCUUAAAUAACAAUAGCUUUGUGUCGCCAUCAACCGCUCUGCUACAAGAAUAUUAUGACAAUAACUAUAAUGUGAGCCUCAUUGCGGAUGAGUUACCAAACAAGCCGCCCACUCCUUUUAACUACUCAACAGUGGCGAACAUGUCUACAUAUACAAAAGAAGGAACACAGGUGAUAACAUUCGAAUAUGGUGACGAAGUGGAAAUUGUGUUCCAAGGGACGAAGAUAGGAGCCACGCAGAAUCAUCCCAUGCAUCUCCAUGGCUAUAGCUUUUAUUUGGUUGGAACAGGUUCAGGGGAUUUUGACAAUGGCACUGACCCUAGCAGGUUUAAUUUGGAUGAUCCACCAGAGGUCAACACCAUUGCUGUCCCUAGACUAGGAUGGAGUGCUAUUAGAUUCAAAGCCCAUAAUCCUGGGGUUUGGUUUAUGCACUGCCAUUUUGAGCGGCACACAACUUGGGGAAUGGCUACUGCUGUCAUAGUGAAGAAUGGAGACACCAACGAAACAAGCAUGCGUCCACCACCUUCAUAUAUGCCUCCUUGCUCUUAAUUCUACAUCAGUUUAGUGCUUGGAGGGUUUGUUAACAUGGAGUGAAUGGCUUGAUAAAGUCAUUAAGACUUCAUAUGAAAUAAAAUUUCUAGGAAAUCUGUAUCUAUCUCGUUUGUCUCUAAUUGUAUGUAGAAGUACUUAAUUAAUCGCCAACCUAUUUUAAAACAUGGCUUCGGUUCGUUUACAAGAUGGUCAUGGUUGUUUGGCCUCUACUUUACGCAUAUGGCUGUACCAGGCUUUCCAAUCCCCAAUGAGUCGCUAUCGGCUUAAAUUUUUUAUGUUAGAUUGCAGAGUAUAGCAGAUGCUGCCCGCCCAUCAGGGCCCAAAGAAACAUCACCAUGGAGAAACCUUCAUAACAGUGUCUAUAAGUCCAGUAUUUUGUUCCAACGCACCAGCAUGUCCAGCAUGCUAAUGAUAUUAGCAGGCUAGCAGCUAGCUUAAACAACACGCCAAGCGCCAAUUGACUACUAUAAUACUAUAAUGGAAGAAUAAGCAACAUAACAUAGGUGAUUCCAGAUCAGCCCCCUUUUAUUUUUAACUUUACGGGAAAUAACUCUGACAUGGCAACAUAUGUUUAGCUAAGGACAAAGUUGAUAGCAUUGGAAUAUGAUGAAAAGUAGAAUUGUGUUACGAAACCCGGCGCUUAUUAGCUUAAUUCAUUUA